Molecule: messenger RNA, 1570 nt
Organism: Nothoprocta perdicaria
Lineage: Eukaryota; Metazoa; Chordata; Aves; Tinamiformes; Tinamidae
Product: laminin subunit gamma-1-like
Exons: 11
Coding region: 221-1570 (449 amino acids)
Source: RefSeq, a predicted model, not a curated record
UCUUCCCUGCCCCCCUGGGCUUUACUGCAAUGCCUCAGGUCUGUCUGUUCCCAGUGGGCAAUGUACUGCUGGGUUUUACUGCCAAGGUGGUGCAGCUGUCCCUCAACCAAUUGAUGGCACAACUGGGAAUAUCUGCCCAGUGGGGACUUAUUGCCCUGCAGGAUCAGCAGUACCUGAGCCCUGCCCAGCUGGCACCUUUUCUAGCGUGCCAGGGCAGAGGAUGCUUUCCGAGUGCCAGCCUUGCCCCUCUGGCUUUUUCUGCAAGACACCUGGCCUCAGUGCCCCCACUGGAGAGUGUGGGGAAGGCUAUUACUGUGACAGCCAGCAAGAACCAGUCAUUGAUUUUACCCUUUACCCCUGCCCACAAGGUUUUUACUGCCCACCAGGGACCCACCGYAGCACUCAGUACAGCUGCCCUGCAGGAACCUUUGGACCAAGGCAGAAACUGAAAACUGUCAAGGAAUGUCAAAGAUGCCCAGCAGGAAAAUAUUGUGAGCUCUCUGGACUUGCUGCUCCAACAGGAGACUGUGCUGGGGGAUUCUGGUGCAAAAGUGGUGCCCAAGUAAGAAACCCCCAAGAUGGAGAAUCGGGACUGCCGUGUCCUCCUGGUUAUUACUGUCCUGAAGGUGCCCCACUUCCCGUACAGUGCCCUCCUGGCACUUGGUCUGGCAGUGAAGGUGGUAGGAAUUUGCAGGAGUGCCAGCCUUGCCCUGGCGGGCAUUUCUGCAACGGCUCUGGACUCACUGCUCCCUCAGGACACUGCAGCCCAGGGUAUUACUGUGUCACUAGGGCCCACACCCCAACACCCACUGAUGGCGUCUCAGGAGCUCCAUGUCCCAUUGGACACUUCUGCCCUCUUGGAUCCAGGAGUCCAGCUCCAUGUCCCCCUGGCUCCUACAUGCUGCAGGACCGUGGAGAGGAGUGCCUUGCUUGCCCAGAGGGUGAAUACUGUGUCCCUGGUGAGAAGCCUAAGCCAUGUCCCCAGGGUUUCUACUGCCCUAGAGGAACAGGUUUAAACUGGCAGCCCUGCCCACCAGGUACUUACAGCCCUGAGCAAGGACAGGGAAGCAGAACCAGCUGCAGGGCUUGUGAUGGAGGCAAGUUCUGCCAGUAUCCCAAUGCAACUGCUGUGACUGGCGAGUGCUGGGAAGGGUACUAUUGUGCUCAAGGAUCGUACAAGCCUAAUCCGGAUGCUGUGAUACCAGGCCAAGCGGGUCCCUGUCCUGCAGGCCAUUACUGUCCCCGAGGCGCUUCUGUCCCCACACCCUGUCCUGUGGGAACUUUCAGCACAAGAAGCGGGUUGAGCUCCGAGACUGAGUGCUCCCCGUGUCUUCCUGGUCAUUACUGUGAUGCUGCUGGCCUUCUGGCCCCUACCGGACAGUGUGAAGAGGGAUCCUAUUGCACACUGGGAUCCAUUCUUCCCAAAAUCCUGGUUGCAGACAAGACUGGAGGCCCCUGUCCCAGAGGACUGCUGGAAGCGCUGGUUCUCUUUGCAACAGGUGGCCAUAGUCCUAGYGAAGGCAAAGUGGGCCGGGUGUAUCACCUGCUGCUGAGUCUGGCUUUUCCUUAG